AUGUCCCUUCAGUCUGAAAAGAAUCUGUCUUGUGCAGCAUGUCAGAUCUCAUUAGUUGAUAGAGAGAGUCAACGCAAGCACAAUCAAAGUGACUGGCAUGUUUACAAUCUCAAACGUCGUAUUGCUGAAUUGCCGUCAUUGUCUUUGGAAGAUUUUGAAAACAAAGUUAAACCAGCCCGACUUGCAGAAGCCUCAGUAGAAGCAUCUGGUUUCUCUCGAACUUGUCUCGCUUGUGCCAAGUCCUACCACAAUCCAAAAUCAUGGGAUAAUCAUUGCAAGACAUUGAGUCACGCGAAGAAGACCGAAGAAUCUCCGUCGAAGAAUUCAAGUUCCCCGACUACGGCUGAGCUUUCAGACAAAGGUUUAGAUUACGAGGGCGAAGAUGAAGGCGAAGAUGAGAUAUCAGGGGAAGCUGAUGCAGAAUUCGAUCCAGCCGAUUGCCUUUUCUGCGACAUCCAAUCUUCAGAUCCGGAAUCGAAUAUACAACAUAUGCAUAAAGCUCAUGGUCUUUUCAUACCGGAUCAAGACCGCCUGACCGACAUUGAAACCUUCCUCGCUUAUCUCCACACCAUCAUUGCAGAUUUCCACGAGUGUCUGUAUUGCGGCAGCACAAAAAGUACCACAGAGGCAACGAGGAGUCACAUGCGUGAUCGUGGUCACUGCAUGUUGAACUUUGAUUCCGAGGGCGAGUUGAGCAUGUUCUGGGAGCAAAGUGACGAAGCUAGUAGCACGGAGGCAAACAAAGCAUCUUCUAUAGAUGAUAAUGGUCUUCAUCUACCAUCUGGCAAAACACUAGUCCACCGCAACGGCCCCCGGCAACAAUCCCAACAAUCAACCUACUCUAAACCAGGAUCUUCUCCAACACGAAAAGCAAUCACCGACGGCUCAACCAGCACAGGAACAACAACAGACCCAAGAACGCAACUUCAAGUGACCACUCGAGCUCACGGUGGCACCGGAUUAAUCGGAGUAUCGCAACUCCAACGGCGAGCACUUAUUGCAAAUGAGAUGUCUACUCGAAAGCUAGAGUUGAAGGCCAAGAAUAAAUACGCGCGAAAUCUGGAUCGGUCGACGAAUAAGACGGCUAUGAAGCAUUAUCGGGCUGUCGAGAGGAAGACUAGGGAGACGCCUAUUUGA
This is a messenger RNA of Glarea lozoyensis ATCC 20868, 1137 nucleotides long. RefSeq names its product C2H2 and C2HC zinc finger. The transcript has 3 exons. Gene Ontology annotation, biological process: ribosomal large subunit biogenesis. The record is from RefSeq and is a predicted model, not a curated record. Bases 1 to 1137 code for a protein of 378 amino acids. Lineage: Eukaryota; Fungi; Ascomycota; Leotiomycetes; Helotiales; Helotiaceae. Gene Ontology annotation, cellular component: preribosome, large subunit precursor. Gene Ontology annotation, molecular function: nucleic acid binding; zinc ion binding.